AUGGCAUACGAUACCGACGCUGUCCAACCUGCGACGGUGGACUCAGAGAAGACUGCAAGAAAGACUAAGGACGAUGUCGAAGUCACCACGGCUCCUUCGAUCUCAGAAGGCAUCGUGGGCGAGAAGAUCGCCCUUGACACCGUCGAAGCCGAGCAUGAGUACACGCAAAAGGACUACCGCCGCCUGCUAUGGAAGAUCGAUCUCUGUUUGCUGCCAUUGAUGUGGUUCUGCUAUGGCAUGCAGCAAGCAGACAAGACGGCGACCAGUGUCAUGUCGGUCUUUGGGAUCAGGACUGAUACCAACCUUCAGGGGCAGCAGUUUUCGUGGUUGACGACGAUCUUCUACCUAUCAUACAUGGUCGCCGAAGCCCCAGGAAACUACCUCAUCCAAAAGUUCCACGUCGGUCGCUUCCUAGGAGUCUGCACAAUAAUCUGGGGCAUCAUCGUCCUCUGCAUCGGCUUCGCCCACAACUUCGCCGGCUUAAUGGUCCUACGUUCCCUGCAAGGAGUUUUCGAAUGCACCAUCUCCCCAACCUUCCUCCUCAUCACAGGCUCCUUCUACACAACCAAAGAACACACCCUCCGCGCCAUAAUCUGGGGAACAGCCAACGCGGGAAUGAACGUGGUCACCGGCCUGAUCAACUACGCCAUUGGCGAUGCAGCCAACGAUAACCCUUCCGGCCUGCGAGCUUGGCGAGGCAUCGCUUUCUUCCUGGGUGGAUUCACUGUCUUCUUGGGUCUUCUCGUCUUCUUCAUCCUUGGCACCCCUCGCGAGGUCAUGUGGCUGUCAGAACGCGAGAAGAGAAUGGCAGCCGCGCGUGUCGUCUCUAACCAGACAGGCUCCGAUCGUCAGAAACACACGGGGUGGAAGUGGAGUCAAGUGAGAACCGCCAUGAAGGAUCCUCAGACUUAUUUCUUCUUCUUCACCAACUUUGCUUUCGCCAUCCCUAAUGGCGGCACCACGACGUUCGGCAACCUCGUGUACAAAUCCUUUGGUUUCACGUCUGAGGAGACCCUUACGAAGGAAACGAUUCCGCAGCAUGCAUUCUCGAUUUGUUGGUUUCUUUUGGCGGGGUUUACGUGUUAUCGGUGGAAGAAUCUGAGAUUUUACUGGAUGAUGUUCUCCCUCCUACCAGCAUUCUCAGGCAUGAUGGGCCUUGCUCUCCUUCCAAAAGACAGCAUGCUGUGGACGAGAUGGGGACUGUACUUAAUGACCACAUGUGGCACCUUGCCAGGGCUAUUAAUGUGGACCAUGCUCCCCUCCAACGUCGCGGGCCGCACCAAGAAAUCCAUCACCGCAACCGGCCUCUUCAUGGGCUACUGCGCCGGCAACGCGACGGGCGCCCAACUCUUCCAGGAGAAAGACGCCCCCGACUAUAUCCCCGGCUUGACGGGUUGCGCGGUGGUGUAUGGGCUCGAGAUCGUGCUCAUGUCGUUGUGGCGCACGUGGUAUUGGUAUCAGAAUAAGCGGAGGGAUCAGAAAGUCAGGGAGAUGGGAUUGGGUUAUGAGGAGUGUAGAAGGAUGGGCAUGGUUGCUGCCGAGGAGGAUGUGACGGAUUUGGAGAAUGUGCAUUUUCGGUAUCAGAUGUGA
Zasmidium cellare ATCC 36951 is the source of this 1590-nucleotide messenger RNA. RefSeq lists its product as uncharacterized. Gene Ontology annotation, cellular component: membrane. Lineage: Eukaryota; Fungi; Ascomycota; Dothideomycetes; Mycosphaerellales; Mycosphaerellaceae. Gene Ontology annotation, biological process: transmembrane transport. Bases 1 to 1590 code for a protein of 529 amino acids. Gene Ontology annotation, molecular function: transmembrane transporter activity. The transcript is spliced from 4 exons. The record is from RefSeq and is a predicted model, not a curated record.